This is a messenger RNA of Chiloscyllium plagiosum (whitespotted bambooshark), 1341 nucleotides long. Lineage: Eukaryota; Metazoa; Chordata; Chondrichthyes; Orectolobiformes; Hemiscylliidae. The record is from RefSeq and is a predicted model, not a curated record.
UAACAGGCGAGGACUGGAAUGAGGUGAUGUACAACGGGAUAAAAUCCCAGGGCGGAGUAAACUCAGGAAUGUGGUCAUCUGUCUACUUUAUUGUCCUUACACUCUUUGGAAACUACACCUUGCUCAAUGUCUUCUUGGCCAUCGCUGUGGAUAAUCUCGCCAAUGCCCAGGAGCUGACAAAGGAGGAGCAGGAAGAAGAGGAGGCUAUCAACCAGAAGCAUGCACUGCAGAAAGCGAAAGAGGUCAGCCCGAUGUCAGCACCUGGCUUCCCAUCAACUGAGAGGGAAUUUCGGAGGCACAAGCACAUGUCUAUCUGGGAGGCCCGAACCAGCCAGUUGAGGAGACGGAUGCAGAUGAGCAGCCGCGAGGCUCUUUUUGCUGAGGCUUUGCAAGGCCUGGAGGGUAGCAGGUACAGGAGGCACCGUUCCAGGGUCUUUGAGAGUGAGAGCAUCCGGCGGCUCGCUGAGCAGAGGGCCAGGGAGGCCGGAGAAGGAGAGGCCGGCAAGCGAGAGGGCUUCAAGAGUCUGUCGCUUCGCAACAACUGGCAGCCAGUGGGAGACAACAAGGACAGCCCUUCCCCCAAAGUCAACGGAGAUCAGGAGUGCAAAGCCUACAGCCGGCAGGCAGAGAGCGGGCAGGGCCUGGUGGUGGAUGAACCCGCGAGGCUGAAGAGGAGGUACCGGUCGCUCUACAAGGAAGCCAAGCUGGGGCUGGAGGUGAGCGACAGCAAAGAGGAGGGGUUGCUCCCGCCCAAGGAGCAGGAGGAGACAGGUCUGCCAAGCCCCAGCCCCAAGGAGAAAGGUGGCCGUGAGCCGACAAAGGCACACUCCUGGAGAGGGAGACCCCACACAAGCCGCCUGAAUCAGCAGUUGGGCACCAACACCAACAUGCCCGCCAUGCAAGUGGGGGCAGAGGGUGCUCGAGUCACAGAGAAUGAAAACGCGGACGGUACGCGAAACAGCAAGAUCGAUAAACAGCAAAUCAACGAGCAGACCAGCUUGCUCAAUCUGCAGCUGGAUCUGAAAAACAGGCCCGCCUCACCACAACUGACUGAGUCGGGAAGUUGCAGGAACCGGGAUCAGGAAAAGUCUCGGGAUCAGACCGAGGUCGACGUGGACUGUGAAAACACCGAGACCCCAAUGGAUUCCCUCGUUGGCCCAGGUAGGAGCAUGUCCAUUUGCUGAGGGGCGUUUGGAAAGCCAUAAAUGUGUUCGACCUCCAACCCCAACACAACUCCCUUCCACCCCCUUCCCCACAAUCUGUUACUUCUCCCAAUCCGCUUGGCAAUGGGGAUCAAUGUGAAGGAUUAUUGGCGUAGCUAGGUUAAUCUGCUCCAAUCUC